AUGGCAGGCACAAAGUUCGCCUACGUACGGAACUUCGAGCUGCCCGAUUCCGUCAUCCCUUCCGUCUACCUCGUCGUACGCAUCGACGGCAAAGGAUUCCACAAGUUCUCCGCCUCUCACUCCUUCCUUAAGCCCAACGAUCCCGCCGCACUCGAACUCAUGAACGAGUCCGCUCGCUACGUCAUGGCCUCACUCAAAGGACACAUCUCCCUCGCCUUUGGAGAAAGUGACGAAUACAGCUUUCUACUACGCAAAUCUACAACGCUUUACAACCGUAGAAACAGCAAGAUCACAACCCACAUCGUGUCGCUCUUCACAUCGGCGUAUGUGUUCAAUUGGAACCGGUUCUUCCCAGAUACACCGCUGAAGAUGCCACCGAGCUUCGAUGGAAGAAUGGUAGUGUAUCCGAACGAACAAGUGGUCCGGGACUAUUUUAGUUGGAGACAAGCCGACACGCACAUCAACAACCUGUACAACACAACGUUUUGGGCGUUGGUCUUGCAAGGAGGUUUGACGGAACAGGAAGCGACCAAGAGACUGGAGGGGACAGUGUCGGCAGAAAAGCACGAGAUCCUGCACGAGCAGUUUGGGAUAAAUUACGAUCGGCUAGAGGCGAUGUUCAGGAAGGGUACGACGCUCGUCUGGACCCACGCUCAAGCACAGACGAUCGGAGGAGGCAUCGAUGCAGAGGAGGACGACGCAAGUGAUGCGGAACAAGCAAAGCCAGUGCUGACGAAUGCGAAGGACGAGAAGCUGCGAAUCAAGAUUCAGGCCAAACGAGCAGCGAAACAAGCCAAGAAGCAGGAGAAGAAGGAAAGGAAGAAUUUGACGGGCGUUUUGCGGACGUUGCAUUGCGAUAUUAUCGGUGACGAGUUUUGGACUCCUGCGGCUUCGGAGGCCGUAUCGACAGCAGCGCCUGCUUCAGUUCCAGCAUCGGCAUUGACGUCAGCAACAUCAUCACGGUGGGAAUCGUCGAUUGGCGACAGUGAAAAGACCGCCACGGAAGCGACCGUCGCCGACGGGGGCAUGACCAGCUCGAGACCAUGGAAAGAUCCCGCCAGACUUCAAGUAGCUGGGCUUGGCACCUCUGUCUUUCUUGAUUAG
This is a messenger RNA of Pseudozyma hubeiensis SY62, 1104 nucleotides long. RefSeq lists its product as hypothetical. Gene Ontology annotation, molecular function: magnesium ion binding; tRNA guanylyltransferase activity. The transcript has a single exon. Bases 1 to 1104 code for a protein of 367 amino acids. Gene Ontology annotation, biological process: tRNA modification. NCBI's taxonomy places the organism in Eukaryota, Fungi, Basidiomycota, Ustilaginomycetes, Ustilaginales, Ustilaginaceae. The record is from RefSeq and is a predicted model, not a curated record.